AUGUUAUCCGCAAACAAUAUAAACUCAAUUAUAUUGGAUAUGAGAGUAUAUUGUGUGGGUUUCUUUUUUUCCUUAUGAAGAUUCACAACCCACAUGGAACCAUUUUGGAACGGCUAAAAGUUAUGACAAUCGCGAAGUUCAUUUCGAAACUUCUAACAAGGUACACAAAUGAAAUGUUACCGCUGUGGUUGUUCUUGAUUGAGUUGGUUACACUGAAUGAUCAAGUUUUUGCUGUGAACCGAAUAGUGGGAGGAAGAAAAGUCUCAAUAGAGGAUUUUCCAUAUCAACUCAGUUUGAGACUGAACGGAAAGCCAAUUUGCGGGGCAGUUUUGAUCAGCGCUGACACCGGCUUAACAGCAGCUCACUGCCUGCCCAAAUCCGGAAGUUACACGGUGAGAGCCGGAAGUUCCUCCGUCGAUUCAGGAGGAGUGAUCGUUCCAGUCAGUCGAGCCAUUUUGCAUCCAGAAAACAACCUGCGGAACGACGAUUACGAUAUCGGAAUACUCAAGUUCAGCAGACCGUUAAGGUUCUCGAACAGCAUCCGACCCGUAAAACUUCCCGAAGAAUUCCAGAGCGUGCCUGAUCACACCAAGGGAAACGUAUCAGGCUGGGGCAGCAUCUCGGGCAUCUUUCCUUUCCAACCGGAUUUUCUUCACGCCGUGGAUCUGCCGGUACUGCCAUCGUGGUUUUGUCAGUUCAGCUACAGAUAUAUCCGCAUCACUCCAAGAAUGUUCUGUGCAGGGUACAGAGAAGGAGGUAGAGAUUCUUGUCAGGUGAGAUAUUCUGCAAAAACCCGGUAUGAACCUGAGUUCGUAGAUGGUAGUAGCCUC
This is a messenger RNA of Phaedon cochleariae (mustard beetle), 830 nucleotides long. Lineage: Eukaryota; Metazoa; Arthropoda; Insecta; Coleoptera; Chrysomelidae. The record is from the annotation of a GenBank genome assembly.